Prunus armeniaca (apricot) is the source of this 285-nucleotide messenger RNA. The record is from the annotation of a GenBank genome assembly. NCBI's taxonomy places the organism in Eukaryota, Viridiplantae, Streptophyta, Magnoliopsida, Rosales, Rosaceae.
AUGAGAUCGUCUACCGAUCCAACUCCAACGGCCUCCUCGACAUCUAGCACGACAUGGCCGCCCUCAAGAACUACGAAGGCAAGUAUUGGCGCGACCUAUUCGACUCCCGCGUCGGCAAGACCACUUGGCUCUAAGGCUCCGGCGUUUGGAGCAAGAAGGAGUGGGUCUUACCCGAGAUCGACAGCGACGAUAUCGUCUCCGCCUUUGAAGCGUACCAGCAACGGCGAAGGAUGCGUGGGUUACGGUCAGGACAACCGAAAUACCCAAGAUGGGCAAUGGGCCUAA